Messenger RNA from Nanorana parkeri, 1350 nucleotides. RefSeq names its product dehydrodolichyl diphosphate synthase subunit (gene DHDDS). Bases 101 to 1099 code for a protein of 332 amino acids. NCBI's taxonomy places the organism in Eukaryota, Metazoa, Chordata, Amphibia, Anura, Dicroglossidae. The record is from RefSeq and is a predicted model, not a curated record. Gene Ontology annotation, molecular function: ditrans,polycis-polyprenyl diphosphate synthase [(2E,6E)-farnesyl diphosphate specific] activity. The transcript is spliced from 9 exons. Gene Ontology annotation, biological process: polyprenol biosynthetic process. Gene Ontology annotation, cellular component: dehydrodolichyl diphosphate synthase complex; endoplasmic reticulum.
GAAAGAAGACACGCUGACGUCAGAGAGGCGCGCCGCUGGUUGCCGGCGAAUGCGGAAGUGUUUUUGGAGUUAAAGGUGAUGCUGAUCGGCUUGCAACAUCAUGUCUUGGAUUCGUGACAAGGAGCUGUCAUUGAUUGAAAGGCUAUGUGCAAAUGUGUUAAAGGCUGGUCCAGUGCCUAAACAUGUUGCAUUUAUAAUGGAUGGGAACCGAAGAUAUGCACAAAAAUGUCACGUGGAGAGACAAGAGGGUCAUUCUCAGGGCUUUGAAAAGCUUGCAGAGACACUGCGGUGGUGUUUAAAUCUCGGUAUUUGUGAAGUGACAGUUUAUGCUUUCAGCAUUGAGAAUUUUAAGCGUUCGGGGGAGGAGGUUGAAGGCCUAAUGGAACUAGCUCGCCAAAAAUUUACCCGUCUUCUGGAAGAAAAAGAUAAACUUCAGAAGCACGAAGUUUGCAUUCGAGUAUUGGGGGACUUGACUAUGCUUCCACUUGACAUCCAAAAACUUAUUGCACAAUCUGUCCUGGAAACCAAGAACUAUUCUAAGUGUUUUUUGAAUGUUUGCUUCGCUUACACAUCCCGACAUGAGAUCAGCAAUGCAGUCCAAGAGGCAGCCUGGGGAGUCCAGCAGGGGCUAAUAGAACCUAGUGAUGUUACUGAAAAUCUUCUGGAUCAUUGUUUGUACACCUCACAUUCCCCAGAUCCUGAUCUCCUUAUACGUACAUCUGGCGAAGUUCGUCUCAGUGAUUUUCUGUUAUGGCAGACAUCACAUGCCUGUUUGGUGUUCCAGUCAGUUCUGUGGCCGGAGUACACUUUUUGGAACCUUUGUGAGGCUAUCUUGAGAUAUCAGUACAAUCACAGUGCCAUCCAGAAAGCCAGAGACCUGUAUGGCAAGCAACUAGCUAGGCUGCAGAAGGAAAAUGACCUGGACUGGGUACAUAAGAAACUGUGGGGUGUAGAGCAUAAUGAUGAAGAGGAGAAGACAAAGGCUUAUCAGAGACUGCUGCAACAAUGCAGAACAGAGAGAGAAGAAAGAACACAUAAUUUUCUACAAGCACUGGAAAGAAAAAAAGGGGAAUUUCUACUGACACUGUGUGCCAGUUAGGUGGGACAGAAAAUUGCUUUGUCUGUAGCAGGAUUUCACAACUCUUUUCCUCAGGUAUGAGAAACGGGUCAAGUUUUGAUAGUUUCCUUAAUUUAUGAGUAGGUGUAAUUAUUUAUAUCAAGAAUUAAUCCGCUGGUUUCCAUAAAGGAAGCCUCAAAACCUGACCUACCAGUGUUAUCUCUGGACUUGAGUUGAGAAACAAAGUGUAUCUAAAGCCAAGAUUGUUUUAAGUUUUGUAUAGAAUAGGGAAG